Serinus canaria (Common canary) is the source of this 4976-nucleotide messenger RNA. It is a transcript of the gene GPR50, whose product is annotated as G protein-coupled receptor 50. Gene Ontology annotation, molecular function: melatonin receptor activity. NCBI's taxonomy places the organism in Eukaryota, Metazoa, Chordata, Aves, Passeriformes, Fringillidae. Gene Ontology annotation, cellular component: membrane. Bases 1 to 1044 code for a protein of 347 amino acids. The transcript has 2 exons. The record is from RefSeq and is a predicted model, not a curated record. Gene Ontology annotation, biological process: G protein-coupled receptor signaling pathway.
AUGGAGCGGCCGGGGAGCAACGGGAGCUGCCCGGACUGCCGGCUGGAGGGGGGCCCGGCGGCGGGAGCCGCCACCGGCCUAGCGGCCGUGCUUAUCUUCACCAUCGUGGUGGACGUGCUGGGCAACUCGCUGGUCAUCCUGUCUGUGCUGCGGAACAAGAAGCUCCGCAACGCCGGCAACAUCUUUGUUGUCAGCUUGUCCGUUGCAGACCUCGUGGUUGCAGUUUAUCCGUACCCUCUGAUCUUAAGUGCCAUCUUCCACAAUGGAUGGACCAUGGGAAACGUCCACUGCCAGAUAAGUGGGUUCCUGAUGGGCUUGAGUGUCAUCGGGUCCAUUUUCAACAUCACGGCGAUCGCGAUCAACCGCUACUGCUACAUCUGCCACAGCCUUCGGUACGACAAGCUCUUCAACCUGAAGAACACCUGCUGCUAUCUCUGCCUCACCUGGACACUCACGGUGGUGGCAAUUGUGCCAAACUUCUUCGUUGGCUCCUUGCAGUAUGACCCCCGGAUUUACUCCUGCACCUUUGCCCAGACGGUGAGCACGUCGUACACCAUCACGGUGGUGGUGGUUCACUUCAUCGUCCCGCUCUCCGUCGUGACGUUCUGCUACCUACGGAUCUGGAUUUUGGUGAUUCAAGUCAAGCACCGGGUGAGACAAGACUGCAAGCAGAAACUCAGGGCAGCUGACAUCCGAAACUUCUUGACUAUGUUUGUGGUUUUUGUCCUUUUUGCUGUGUGCUGGGGACCAUUAAACUUUAUUGGCCUUGCUGUUUCAAUUAAUCCUUCAAAAGUGCAGCCACACAUUCCAGAAUGGCUUUUUGUCCUGAGCUAUUUUAUGGCCUAUUUUAACAGCUGCCUCAAUGCUGUGAUCUAUGGGCUUCUUAACCAGAAUUUUCGGAAGGAAUACAAAAGGAUAUUGCUGACACUGUGGACUCCCAGGCUGCUGUUCAUUGAUGUGUCCAAGGGCGGGACAGAAGGGAUGAAAAGCAAGCAUUCUCCAGCCGUAACAACCAACAACAACCACGCUGAAAUACACCUAUGAGUCAGGACAGUACUAUUUAUUCUGGAUUACAGUUGUAUAUAUAAUAUAUAGAAGCCUUUCUAGCUGUGUGCAUUGCACAGCUGGUGUUGCUUCAUGCAAGGAAGGAGUCUGCAACCUUUCAUGCUUAGCUUAUCGCUGUGACAUCAAGGCUUUGAAUAAGGAUUUUCAGAACGGAAAUGACUGAUUUUUUUUUCUUUUUUUUAUAUGUCAUCUUUCACUGUGUGCCUAAUUAAUUGGUUUGGUUGCUUUUGCCACAAGCGUGCCAAUACCCGAAAAGGGAAGCGUUCAGAGUGCAUGGAGAAAUUGCAGUUAUGCUUGAAAUGCAAUCUUCAAGAGACAGCAAAAUUGCCAUUUAUUACACACAAACCUUUCUCCCCUCCCUCUGAAUUCUAUUUUUCUAGCAUUAACUUAACCUGAACUGUAUCAAAGUGUAAACUGCAUGGCUUUUUACUUUAUAGAUAAGUAACCGUAUUAGCCAGCAGGUGUAUGUAUGGGCAAGGUGUGUGUUUUCCUUUUUCUUUUCUCUUAAGGUUUAGGAGCUAGCCUGGGCUAGAUGUGAGGCAGGCAGAAGCCAGACCAGUGUGUGUCUGAUGCACUCCUUUUAAUUGAGUAUCUACAGACAUUAAGUACCCUUGCACUCUCCUUCCCAGGCCAUGAGUAAGUAUAUGACAUAUGACAUAAUCUAAUUGCAGUAAGAUACUUGGAGCCUGAUUCUAAUUUAGGCAGUAUCCUAUCAUGGCCAGCAGUCAUUCCAAACAUCUUUCAAAAGUCACUGCUACAUGAACAUCACAAUAAAAAAGAUGAACAUAGCAGAGUCCCAUCUGCGUAACACAGAUUGCGACUUUCAAGUUCCAGUAACAUUUACACUUGCAGACAAAAGCAGAAGGGGAAGGCAGUGUUUUUACAAAAAUCCCUCUUUUUGCCCAUCACAGAACUUGAAUUUGCUGAUGGGAGAAAAAGUUAAGAUAUUUUCCCCAUUUUAUUCACGUACAGAAUUGUAAUUAACUCCCAGAGUGGGGAGACAAAAGCUGCUUAAGCAUAAUUAUGCAUCAGUUCUGUUUAAGCCUGGACUGUGCUAUCUGUAUCAUUGGAAACAAUGUCAUGAAGUUCUGGGGAGGCUAGUAUCAUAUUAGACAUAAGCACAUGGGCAGAGAUAAGGCUGUUUCUUUAAUGGAGUAUGAAAGGGGUGUGUGUGUGUGUGUGAUGGCAGCUGUCUGUAGAUAGGACUUCUUUGUUUCCUUAGCUUCAUUGUGAAUUCAUCUCUUUAUGGCUUUAAACGUGGAUCCUGCUUUGAAACAAUCCCAUAAAAUGAACAGGUAAGACACCCCUGGUGCAACUCUGCCUUCUGGUUAGCACCCCUGCCAGUGUGCUGAGGGGCACAGCAGCGAGAGGGGUGGGUCUGAGCCCUGGGGGUCUAAUGAGGACAGCAGGCAGCCCUGCCCCUGGUCAAGGACUGCAGUCUUCUCUCUUUGGUGCUAGUCAAGGUAGGACUAGUUCCCAGCACUGAGCCCUGAAAGACCAAGACCAGACUUCGUAGGUGCCUGGAGAUGGAGUUAUGUAGGGUUUCCCCAAAGCCUGAGCAGGCACUGUGCCUAAUCCUUAGUGAAAAUAAUAAGUCAUUUGUGCACUGCUUUCUGAAACCGACUUGCUGCUGAAAGUCCCUUCUGCUGAUUCUUUUGGGGAAGAGGAAUUGAGAAAAAUAAAGGCUUUUUCUGAAGUGGGCCAAGGAACUUUGCAUGCUGCAUUGCCUCCAUGAGGACUGAGUGUCGCUGCUGCUCUGCUGCCAUGUGGUGAAGGUCACUGCAGUAACAGGGGGCCCUGCAUUUAUAGGGUGCCCUGGCACUUAGGAAGUUUCAAACUUGAACAUCUCAGCCACUUCAGAUGAAUGUUGUUUUAAAAUGCACUGCAGCCAGCCUCCCAUAAUAGGAAUCAAACUGAGUUCUGUUUUGGCCUCUUAAUCUGUCUCAGCAUGGCCAAAUAAAGGUAUUUUGACCCUCAGAAAUAACUGUUGUCUGUUCGCCUUCCAGAAAAACCACCCUGGAUGAAUUCACACCAUUCCAUGCAAGCAAAAUCAUUUUGAGUUAAACUUGGAUAAGAAAAGCACUGAGGGCACAUAACUGCAGGGAGUGUUUGUCCCAUCACGCCUGGGAGAUGUCCCGUGUUCCAUGACUAGUCUUCAAAGUCAUUUGCAAUUAGCCACAACAGUGUUAGUUAGAAUCACAUUAGCAAAUAAUUUGAAGCAUCUAGUGCCAAGUGAAAUAUACUGCUUUAAGACAAUUGUGAAGAAUCUUGUGCAGGUUUGCCAAGUAUCUCAAAUAUCCCAAAGCUGGGGUUUCAUCUUUCGGAAUCUUGUCUUUUUAACUGAAUGUUCAGUGGAGGUAAUGUGGGGUUUUUUUAAUUAUUAUUUUAUUCUUUACGCUUGUAUUUGCACUAUUUCUUAUUCAGGCUCCAAAAUUAACAGCCAGCAAGUAUUUGAACCAAACCAAAUCCAAAGAGGUCCUGAAUAGGCAAGCUGUGAGAGUUCCUUCUCCACCUGGCAGGAAUGGGGGCAGCAAGAGCAUGACAGGGCAUCUCCCCAGGACUCACUGAGUCACCACUCAAACCAAACUAUGCAAAAUGAUCUGCUCCUCUUCUGCCACAGGCUCUGAGCCCAGCUGCUGCCCACAUCUCUGCAGGGGACAGGCUAAGUACCUGCUGUGCUGGGGUGGGUCUGAGCAGCUGCCUGCAGUGCAGACCCUGCAGGCUGGCAGUGGCUCUGGCGGCACAGCCCUGGCACGACCUGUUCAGAAGGCUCUGGGUGUCCCAGAGAGGUGCCCAGGGCUGGGCUGAUUCAGCCACCAUGGUUGGAGGCUUGAGCUCAGUCCUGCUAGAGCUGAGGUUUGCAAUAUGAACCAUGGGAAGCAGGGAAUGUAGCCUCAAACAGGAAACACUGUGCCAUUUGUUAGCACUUUGAGAGAGGCAGCGCUUAGGAUAGGAUGGAGUUUUAUAUUGACUUAUUUUAAAACUACCCAAGCAGCUCCUUAUUUUUAUGUUAUGAAAUGGUUAACAGGGUACAGAGAGUUUAUUUUUGUUAGCAUUUGUUUACAGAAAAAGAGAAGCGUGUUUUAGCUGAGAAUUCUGAGCAGUGUCACAGUUUCCCUAUGGGAAUCUAGCUUUAGUCCAAAUUUGAGAUUUCAGUGAGAUCCUACAAUUUUAAUCUCAUUCUGCCAGUUCCACCUGUUGCAUAUCUGGCCUUAAGUCUCAUUGAGAUCUCAUAGGAACUAGUUUCAAAUCACUUGCUCUGGGUUUGAUAUGGUGUGUCAAAUACCUAUUCUAGUCCCAAGCUCUAAAAUUGUUAUAGUGGAAACUUAUGGAGAGGCAGUAUUUCUGUGAAGAAAGAUGAAUCUCUUGCCACAAAGAAGUAUUUUUGGAUGUUGCUAAUGAAUGUUGUUUCAUCAAUUUAAGAAGAAUGUAAUCAAUAUAUUUAUAUAUAAAUGUGCAUUGCAUAUGCUGUUUCCAUUUUAAUGUUUAAUUGAGAAUCCUCAGUAUACUUUCCUAUUGCUGUUUUUGUUCAUAAAAUAGAUUAAUUCCCUCUACCUGUUAAAAAAUGUAAUAAAUCUGCCAUUGGACUAUUUACUGAUUUUUUUUUCUCCACUAGCAGUUACUUUUUAAUAAAUAUUUGGAACAUCAGCUUGAAUUUUGUUGACUCCCAGAAAGCAGAUUGAAUUGACAAACGUGUUUGAGUUCACACGUCUCAGCAGCCCAGCUUGGACCUGGAGCUGAAUGACCCAGGCCAUCUGAGACAUCUCCUUGGAUCCACAUGUUUUCUUCCACUUGCCUGUGAGUCAGCUGCCUGAUGCCCUCUGGCCUUCCUCAUGAGGGAAGAAACUUUCUCCACACAGCCACUGGUCUUCUCACUGUGUGCCCCUUCAGUGUCCUUUGCCUUUCUUGUC